AAGUGCACGCAUUGACAACACACCUCAAGACACACCUCAAGACAUCACUAUAAACACGCAUCCGCGGGAUUCGUCGGCAUUCGUGAAGAACCCGAUGUCUGCCAUCAAGAGUAUGUGGAACCGAUUGCGCGGCAAAACAGAUAGUCAUGAGUCGUCAUCAGUGGUGACGAGUAGUAGUGAUAAUGCAAUGAAUCCAAUGAAUCCAAUGCCAUCCCAAAGCCAUACCACCACUCAAACCAAUGUUUAUAACAACAAUCGUGUGAUGAAUACAACGGAACUCUCUUUUCCGGCGCUCUAUUCGAUGAACACAUCAACAGAUCAUUCUUCUGGAGUCCCCUUUCAAGCGGUCGGAACUGAUGUGAAGCGAAAGCAACGCCUCUCCGGCUCUUACAAGUUGGACGAGAAGAAGAAAUACAAGCAGUUAUUGAACUCUCAUUUGGGAACAGGUUUUAGAUUUCAUUUCAAGAGGAAUACCACUAAAAAGAGUGCAGAUAUUGUGGACUUGACGUCAUCGCAGUCUUCACACAGUUUAAGGUCUGAGGAGUUGUCGGCCACUUAUCCGACGCCGAAGUAUAGCCGAGAACUGUUGGACACCAAAGAGAGGACACAUUUAGUCGAAAGGAUUAAAAGUGAGGGAAUCACUGCCGACCCCACCAUCCGAUUGAAUACUAUAAGCACUUCCACACCAUUCGGUGCGAAAGACCUUUCGUUCUCGUAUUCCACUCGCAAACCAUCGCUUAUUAAUGGAAAUGAAACACAAUUCAGUCAUUUGUCACAAUCAUCUCCAACAACACAUCCAAUACCCGAAAGUUCUAAAAGAUUCGGUCAAAUGUUAGAAAACAAUCGAAAC
Messenger RNA from Oppiella nova, 850 nucleotides. The record is from the annotation of a GenBank genome assembly. NCBI's taxonomy places the organism in Eukaryota, Metazoa, Arthropoda, Arachnida, Sarcoptiformes, Oppiidae.